CGAUUAACCAGAAUCUUUCGACUUCAGUAUCUGGGCAUGAAUAAUAAAUAUUUAAAUAAUCCUAGUACGACACCGCUGUUUCUCGCCUGAAGCCUAGAACGGACCACUUCAUCCAUCCACUUUGACAAAUCUCAAACCAACAACCUCAAAGUUCUUAUGCUCACCUCAUUCGACACAAGCAUUCAACAAUUACUAUAAAGUCGCCUGGAAAAAGACCAGAUGUCUAAUUUAUAAUUGAACAAUAACUCACCAUGUCGGCACCUACUUCCCCGCAUUUUAGAAGCUCAGAUUCGCCAUCCCCCAAAUCUCCCCUUUCACCAAAUAUUUCUGCGCCAACAAAUUCGGACUAUUUUUCUUCUCGAAAGCUUAGAUCUAUCACAGAGCAUGUCCAAUAUGAUCAUCCGCCUAACCAACGGCAAAACUCUAUGUCGAGCAUAUCCUUUAGAGGGGGUUCGAGAGGUCCGCGGCCCUUGAAAGACGGGAAGGGUGGUAAGGGAAAGAAGACGCUGACUCGUCCUCGUCUGAGGGGCUCGAGUCCACCUCCUCCACCAAAAUUUAAAGGAAAAGUCUCAUUUGAUAGUAUUGGAUCGCUAUCAGAAGACACAGAGAGGAAUACUAGAAGUUACACUCAAAACUCUAAACAUGAGGGAUAUCAAUACAAACGUUCCUCGAGGACUUUCAUGGUCGGCAUAGAUGAGAAUUCUUAUUCGGAUAUCGCUUUACAAUGGAUGCUAGAGGAGCUCGUCGACGAUGGAGACCAAAUUAUCUGUUUAAGGGUCGUUGAUAAAGAUUCGAAGUUGAUCACCGACAGAGCCCUGGAGAUCAAGCAAUAUCAGCAGGAUGCAAGAGAACUACUUGAUGCGAUACAAAAGAAGAACGAUGAUAAUAAAGCUGUCAGUAUUGUACUGGAGUAUGCCAUAGGGAAAGUCCAUACAACUUUCCAAAAAAUGAUCCAAAUUUACGAACCUGCGAUGCUCAUCGUUGGAACUCGGGGGCGAAGUCUUGGGGGGUUCCAAGGUUUGAUGGGAAACAGAAACUCGUUCUCAAAGUGGUGCUUGCAGUAUUCGCCCAUACCAGUCGUUGUCGUAAGACCCACGGAUAAAAGGUUAAAGAAGAAGCAAAAACGAGAUGCAGAUCCUGCACGUCAAAGUUACACUCGCAUUCUGCAAGAGAGCGGGGUUAGCGGACAUGAAACAUCAAUCGUUGCAAGCAAUCUCGAGAGCGCAACUGGUCCCCUUAUUGAAGCGCACGCAGUAGCAGCUGCCCUUGGUUUACCAGCAGAAUUUGAUCCCACAUUGACGCCAUUCACCCUUGAAGGUAGCCGACCUCUCAAAAAGAUAGAUUCCGGUAAGAGCGAAGCGACAAGCUGCACCAGUGGGUUCGAUUCUCGGCCUCAGAGUCCGGAGAUGCUUGUGAAGAGUCCUAGAUCUGCACAGCUUGAUAGUCCCAUUAUGAGCGGGGAUGAUUCUAGUGACGGAGAAGGGGAUGAUGAUGAAGGAGAAUUCGAGGCAGUGCCUGGACACUUGUUACUUGGCAACGACGAUAUCCCUCAGCCAAACCCAGAAAUUGAAAAGAAGAAAAAGCUUCAUGAGAUGGAGCUCGAAGAGGCAAAAGCUCUAGGCCGAAAAUCUUCUACUGGCUCUACUGACAGUGUUGAUCCAGAUGGUAGAGGCGAGGGAAAUCGACUAGCCGGCCCGGGCGAAUCUUUAUACGGAAUAUCGAAUGGCGAAUACCACUCCUACGAAAAUGCUCUGUUAUUGAUACCUUCCUUUAUUUAGCUGAAAUUACUUUGAUGACUUUUGGAAUUGCUCGCACUUGAGCAAGCUUGUAUAGGGAAAGUGGGAGGUACGACGGAGAGGAGGGGAUGGAUGAACUUUUAUGAAUGAAAUGAAUAUUAUGACAGUAAUGACGAGGUUAUCAGGUUCAAUUCGGUAUGGGAAUGGGAAUGGGUAAAGGAUCGCAUCCAUGCUUCGGUACAUGCACAAUUGGGAGGUUGCACAGCUUGUCAUGGUAUGAAGGAAGGGCAUAUCGGUAGGAGUUUUUGGUCUUUUUCUCUAGUACAAGCGACACUUUUAAGUUAUGAACGACAUCCUUACAUUAUGGUUGCACCAACAAUUUCAAAACAGUGAAACCGAAGCCGUGCUGUUUGUCAAUGAUGUUAAUUUCUGUGUUGGAUGGACGAAGAAACUUCGAAGUUAAGGCGCUUCAUUGUGCUAUUCAAGUGCGAAGUUGGGUCUGACAAUUAGACAUACUCUGACGCUCCUGAAUAAGUUCGUAAUCAGGCAGAAUGUGAGCUCGCCUCUAUAUCUUCAAGUGUCGUCGCUACAUAGGCCUGAGGUCUAGCCGUAGCAGGUUAUGAUCGAUCGACAGUAUGCCGAACGGACAACAUUGAAAUGAUAAAUGUAGAGAUGCAUCAUAUAUCAACGCCUGCAAGGCGUUGAACGUCGUAGAGUCAAAGUGCUGUUUUCGAUUGAUGUCUACGCUUCACUUUGUUUACUAGCUUUCUCGCGCCACUAUAGGGAUAUUUGAGGCCUAUCUGAAAAUUCUGGUGCAUUUUUCAUUGGCCUUGUCAGCUUUCUGUAAAGAUGCUGAGUUCAUGGACUUCGACAUACGAUGCUCGAUCGCUUUGCAAACUCCAUAAAUGUUCUUUGCAGGGACUUUUUCAGAAGCUUCGACAUCGUUUUUGCAAAGAGGUUCAACUUUCACGCGCAUAUUGCUAGAGUGACGCGUGCAAUGAUAUGGGUAGGAGAAAAUGUGUUUUAUAGUCGUUGCAAUUCAACCGUGAAAAAUUUUCGCAAUCUGGAAACCAUCUGGACACUUGAAUCCGCAAGCCAGUUGGGAUAAUCAAUUCAUUAUAUUAUGUGUAUUUUACCUGUACUACUAAAGAAGACUUUGAUGUCUUGCUAGUCUAAAUUGUUGCAUACACCGGACAGAAUUAUGCGCUUCAAUUUGCGCAAAGUGAAUGCAUCACUUUGGACUGACUUCUUGAUAUAUAUCUUUUGUUUCAAUUAAAUCCCUACCUUUCUUCCAAACAAAUACCACUCUUUACUUCUCUCAAAUACGACUACACCUAUACUCCCUCUCUCCUGCAAAAAUAUCUCAUCUCAUCCCAUCUCAUCCCCCAUCUUCCCGCAUCCACCCACUCCCCACCCACUAGAAGUGAAUAUAACCUCACCCGCCCGCGUCCCCCUUCCAGCCAACCACAUUCCCCAAAAGUAAAAAAAAAUCCCCUCCUCCGAAAAUGAAGAAGAAAAAAGACAAAAAAUUAAGGACGCUCUAUGCAACGAAUCCUGGAGACCCCUUAAUUUAAACCAGGCGAACUGAUUCUUCAAGAAGACAAUCACUUUAUAGUCUUGUUAAGCAGAGGUGCCGUUUUACGGGCAUGUGCAUACUCAGCGCGUUACCACUGAGCCAG
Messenger RNA from Botrytis byssoidea, 3415 nucleotides. RefSeq lists its product as uncharacterized. NCBI's taxonomy places the organism in Eukaryota, Fungi, Ascomycota, Leotiomycetes, Helotiales, Sclerotiniaceae. Bases 252 to 1778 code for a protein of 508 amino acids. The transcript is spliced from 3 exons. The record is from RefSeq and is a predicted model, not a curated record.